UUUCAAAGUGAUUAGGGAUGACAAAUAUUUGUUCUUUUAGCAAAGCCUCGCACCAUCUUUGUAGCUCAACUUGGUGUCUAAUGUCAUGUUUCUACCGUCUAAUCCUUGCUGUUAGAGUGAAUUCUUUUUGUAUUCAACUUUGUUAUUUUCUCUGCGUUUCUUUCUUUGGUUUUGUUGUUCUGAAGGUUUUGAAGCCAAGAACCCAUGAUUCUUUUAAGCCUAGGAGCUUAGAUCUGUUCUUCACAUCCGUGUCUGCCACCACAGUUUCAAGUAUGUCAACUGUUGAAAUGGAAGUUUUCUCCAAUUCCCAACUCAUUGUUUUAACCAUUUUAAUGCUCAUUGGUGGAGAAAUCUUCACUUCCAUGGUUGGACUUCAUUUCAAGAAGUCUCAACUUAAGAAAAUGGAAAACAAAAUUUCUUCCCUUGCAAACAAUGAUCCUAGCACUUACCAAUCUGAGUUGGUAAUGGCAGAAAAACAAGAUUUUGAAAAUCUUGAAUCAGGAAAUCAUGAAACUUCAUUAGAUAGUAGUGUAGAUUUCUUGAAGUACAAAUCGAUCAAGUUUUUGUGUUUUGUGGUUUUGGGAUAUUUUAUAACUGUUCAAGUUCUAGGAGUUUCCCUAGUUUCAACCUACCUAGCCCAUGUUUCUAGUGCAAGAAAUGUGCUAAAAAACAAGGGGCUAAACUUGCUAACAUUUUCUAUCUUUUCUGUUGUUUCAACUUUUGCCAACUGUGGUUUUCUUCCAACAAACGAAAACAUGGUGGUCUUUAAGAAUAACUCAGGCCUCCUACUCAUCCUCAUCCCUCAGAUUCUUCUUGGAAACACCCUAUUUCCCUCUUGCCUAAGAUUCUGUGUUUGGUUCCUGGGAAAGUUUUUCAAGAGAGUAGAAUCAAAUUACCUCUUGAAGAAAACAAGUGAAAUUGGAUAUUUUCACUUGCUACCAAGCCAGCAUUCUUCUUAUUUGGUCGUUACUGUUUUUGGGUUUAUCAUCACUCAAUUUAUAUUAUUUUGCUCCAUGGAGUGGAAUUUGUUAAAUAAUAUUUAUAAUUCAGCUGGAUUAAGCGGUCUAAAUUCUUACCAAAAAACUAUAGGAGUAUUUUUUCAGACCAUGAAUACAAGAUAUGCUGGAGAAAGCAUCGUCGACCUCUCAACCAUCUCCUCAGCUAUCUUGGUGCUGUUUGUGGUCAUGAUGUAUCUUCCUCCUUAUACUUCUUUCCUCCCCGUAAAAGAUGACGAAGAAAUAUAUAAGAAGAAAAGAAACAGAAGGGGAAAGCUUUUGGAGAAUAUACUGUUCUCUCAACUAUCAUAUUUAGCUAUUUUCAUCAUCCUUGUAUGCAUCACAGAGAGGCAAAAACUGAAGGAAGAUCCUCUCAAUUUCAAUGUAUUGAAUAUUGUGGUUGAGGUAGUCAGUGCAUAUGGAAGUGUAGGGUUUACAACAGGCUACAGUUGUGACAGGCAAACACAACCUAAUAGUAAUUGUGUGAACAAAUUUUAUGGAUUCUCAGGGAAAUGGAGUGAUGAGGGGAAGAUUAUUCUCAUAGUGGUGAUGGUGUUUGGAAGACUUAAGAAGUUCAAUAUGGAUGGUGGCAGAGCUUGGGAACUCUUGUGAUCAUGGAGACAUGGAAAUAUCAGCAAUAUACAUAGUGUGGCGCCAUGCAUGUUUAUAUAUAUAAUUAAUUAGUCCUCGAAGUGGCAUAAUUAUUCUUCUCUUCUUUUUUUUAGGAGAGAGCAGGUAUUCAACAAAGUACAUAAUAUAAAAAUGAAGCAAUUAUUU
Populus nigra (black poplar) is the source of this 1772-nucleotide messenger RNA. RefSeq names its product cation transporter HKT1;3-like. The coding region runs from base 18 to 1607 and encodes 529 amino acids. Gene Ontology annotation, cellular component: plasma membrane. The record is from RefSeq and is a predicted model, not a curated record. NCBI's taxonomy places the organism in Eukaryota, Viridiplantae, Streptophyta, Magnoliopsida, Malpighiales, Salicaceae. The transcript has 4 exons. Gene Ontology annotation, biological process: monoatomic cation transport; transmembrane transport. Gene Ontology annotation, molecular function: monoatomic cation transmembrane transporter activity.